Molecule: messenger RNA, 2034 nt
Organism: Anopheles marshallii
Lineage: Eukaryota; Metazoa; Arthropoda; Insecta; Diptera; Culicidae
Exons: 4
Coding region: 1-2034 (677 amino acids)
Biological process (GO): post-embryonic development; locomotion
Cellular component (GO): cytoplasm; myosin II complex
Molecular function (GO): calcium ion binding; myosin heavy chain binding
Source: RefSeq, a predicted model, not a curated record
AUGGAGUCAUACCAAAAGCCACCGAAUCGGUCCAAAAGCCACCGAACAAGAAAACCGGUAAGACGUGCCUCGUCCGUGCAUCUACUGAACGAUUUGCAACAUCAUCAAACAGCCGAGCUGCGUGAAUUUUUUCGUCUCAUCGACACGAACAACACGGGCGAAAUAGGCAGGGAAGAUAUACGCACUAUGCUGACCCUGUGCAACGGUACCACCCCGACGGAAGAGCAACUGGAUGAGAUGCUGCGUGAUGCUUGCGGUGUCCCGCUCAAUCAAACGCUACUCCUCACAUUGUUCGCGCAAAAGCUGCGAGACAUCGAUACGCCGGAGACGAUCCAAAACGCCUUCCAAUGUAUGGAUAUAGACAACGUUGGCACAGUGAGUGCCGAGGAGUUGCGCGUUUGGCUCGUCACGAAGGGUGAGCAACGGCUAACGGACGCGGAAGUGGAUGAAAUAUUCUCGCGGAUGACGAUCAAGGAUGGUCGGCUAGAAUACGAUGCAUUCGCAAAGAUGUUCCUGGACAUUCAGUCGCUGCUCGGGAACGGUGAAGUCAACAUGCGGUCGGUAUCCGGUCACGAACGUGCAGCACGAAUGUGGGUUAGUGUGCUCAGGGCAGUCGGUGGUAGGAUGCGGUUUUCGGUACCGUUGGUGUCGUGUUUGCUGCUGCUGAUCGUAACCGAUCGUACGUGUGCUAUCAGCUACCGGAAGGACACGGGAUUCACCACGGACGGUGUGGAUCAGUUCGUGUUCCGGGAGCCUUCGACGGGCGCGAGAGAUCCUCCUUCCGGUGCCCAGUUUACCCCGUUGUACACACACAACGCCCCACAGGUGAAACGUUCCGGACGAGUCCGCUUCGGCGAUGCUCCCGACGCGGCGCCAUUUAAUGGUGGCGUGAAGAAUAACUUCUUCGGAACGGGAUCCGUAACUAGCGUGGAUUCGUCACCUGCUGCUUCAUCAUUUCCACAACGCGACCGGGACAGUGACCAGUUCUAUACGGUCGGUGCCUCGAUACAGUUUGCGGGCAGUGGAGGAGACACAAUAACGCCACCUCCACCACUACCUCCAGUAGGCAACCGCCAGAAACCAAAACGAAAGAAGAACAAGUACAACUACGUAGCGAAUGAUAAGAUCUACAACGCGGGUGAUGGUACGGAACAGGGUCAGCUUUCUUCCUACGGUGGCUACGGAGAACCCCAGCGAUAUACUCCACCGUUGCAAGGCAACUAUCUGACAUCGAAUGGAGCUCGUCCGCAAGGUGAACAGUAUGAUCCCGCUAUAUUAAACUACCCUGAGCUACAGAGACCACAGUAUCCGUUUAGCAUCGGAACGCAAUUCCCUGGAAGUAAUUACUACAACACCCAACAGCAGACAGUGUCCGGGGCGGGAACUGGCUCUUAUAAUCCCUACCAAUACCAAUACCCCGGAACGUACGCUUCAGAUGCCUCGUACACCAAUCCCUACCAGCAAGCGUACUAUCCCCCGCAUCCGCAACAACAGCUGCCGGGAGCUUCCGGUUUAGGCCAACCGCCCAACGCGCAAAGUAUUCUCGGCGUGCUACAGAGCAUCUUCAACUUUGCACCGGGCACGUUCGGAUCGCUCACUGCGCCCGGAACUCGUCCGGGCGGUGCUUUUUCCAGCCCUCAAGCAUCUGCCGGCGGGUUUGGUGGUGUCGGAGGGCAGCUACGCCAGGCGCUGGACAACAUAUCCGAAAACGAUGAACUACAGUGCGUGCCGAAGUUGGUCUGCAUGAUGUCGCGGAGUUCCAGUGGGCAGGGAUUCAGCAGCUAUGUGAACAGGGGUCUACUGUCCACCAUUCUCAGUGCCGUGCCGGACAGCUCGCCAUGGUUAAAGUUUUCCCGGGCAGCGCUGCUGGGUUACGGGAUCGGAGCAAACAGCUGCGAUGCCUACUAUCCCAAGUGUCCGAAGGAUGAAAUGCAGAUCCUGUACUACCUGAACAACCAUCGGGGUGGAUUUUUCCGGUUCUUCAGUAACGGUGAGCAGGGCCCACAGCAUCAGCAGCAGCAACAAUACGGAUAG